Molecule: messenger RNA, 3323 nt
Organism: Phaeodactylum tricornutum CCAP 1055/1
Lineage: Eukaryota; Bacillariophyta; Bacillariophyceae; Surirellales; Neidiaceae
Exons: 2
Coding region: 255-3257 (1000 amino acids)
Source: RefSeq, a predicted model, not a curated record
GGUCGGGUCGUACCAGUAAGAGCCGAGCACAACCCACACCGAAGGGGAGCAGACACUCCGAAUCCAUUCUGCCUUCCUCCCUCCCUCCUCCAAGUAGUACCACCAGCAGUUGGGGUGUUCGGGACGAUUGAUUAGAAAGAAAAAGGGACAUUUGGGUGCCGGAUCUCGCCCGACGGUACCCGUCUGCCGCAUUCAUUGACUGUGAGUGCGUGAGUCUACCGGUGAAUCAAGGUAUUCCUGGUCCACGCACUCGGAUGCCACUCGAGCGCAAAUUGCGUCGUCCGCCGACGACGUCCACCGCGCGUCACGAACACACCGAACGGACGCACAAUCGCGACGCACCCCGUUGCUGCCGUCUCCUCGACGCCGCGGCUCGGGACGUCUUGGGGGGACCGUCGGAACCGCACAACGAACGGGAGACCGCCACGACCGCAUUGGCACCCUUGCUCGUCAACGUCAUUCGACAAGUACUCCGGGACGAGUUGCAACCCACGAAAACUGCGUUCGGCGACCAAGGCCUUGCGCACACUACUCCCAUUCCCACUAACGGCAAUGACAAUCCCAACGGCGGCAAGAAGAGACGGAAAAAGAAAAAGAAUAAGAGUACGAACAAACACGAUCAUGAGCAUGAAAAGAGUGACAGUGUCCCACCCACACAGUCAUCGGGGGAACCGGCACCGCCUACGGGACAUACCGUUACGGAAGAGGAAAACACUUUCCCAGACAAGAGUCCACGUUCCACCUUUUUACAGAAUCCAUCUUUGCGCAGAUAUUUGGCUUCCCAACCCUCCCUAUUUUCAUCGUCGUCGCCGGAAUCGAACUCUGACCUACUGGAGCCCUUUUUGGAACUGUGGAAUCGCCGCUCCCGGGAAAACGUCAACAUUUGUUCCCAAGCCGACGUCCAGCGCUUGAUUGCGGCCAUUGCGUGUGAAGCCUGUCGCCGGGAAGUGGCUCACGUCCUUGAAGUCUAUGCCCGCGUUGAUCACGUCCCCCGCACCGCCCCUGCGGUGCCCGACAGACUGGGGUCGGCCGAUCCCAAUGUCUUUGAUUACGUCGCCAUGGAAGAAGGAAUAGCCCGGACGCGGGCACUCUAUGCCGACCAAAUUCUACGCUUCGAGCUCGUUCCUUCCGCCGACGGACACUCUGUUGGUUGGCGAUUGCGACGUUCCCAUACGGAUCUGUCCCAGCCGUGGAGUCGGGCCGACUUUCAAACCCUCGUGGAAGACUUUAUCUUACUGGGUGGCGUGCCGAUGGACGAGUGGCGCGGCGCCGAUGCCGGACUCGUGUCCGAAUUCGACUUGGGAGUCUCUGAUCACGCGCAAACCCUGCACGAUAUGCCAACGGUUGACAAUAACAUUGACAUGAAGGCGCCUACCGUCUUUCAGGACAUUGACGAAUCCUUGUGCAGCUUGUUGGCUCAAGUCUUGCGCAUCGUCACGGAAACGACACGAUCGUAUUUGAACAUUCUGACCCACCUGGGAGGACAACACACGGCUUCUCGGGUCGAUGAGGCCCACCCGAUGGUGCUGCGUGCGGACGCGGUAUCCACACUCGACUGGGCACACCAGGGUGUCACGCUGUGUUGGCAAGCCUACGGACGAGCGCUCGAUCGAAUCUUGCAGGCCGUGACGGUGUACGAAAUACAAUGGACGAGCAUGGCCGAUCGGCACGGCGUCCUCCCAAAACUCUUUGUGUCCUCCACGACCCGAAAGUUGUACCGCAACAUGCUGAAUGUGAAACUGCAAGCCGUCGUUGCCGCCAUCGAUCAAGUCCGGAAUGUUUUGGAUCAAGUCGAGUUGGUGGACGCGCAAGUGCAGCCCCAGUGGACGACCUCGUUUGGACGGAAACUAUACGCGGUGGAAGCUUUUUAUCAAGUCGUGGCCAGCUCACAGGGUGGGAAACACUGCGCCAAAAAGCCCUCGGAUAUUGCGACGGAAGAUGUCCUGUAUGACUUUCGGGAAUGGACAGAAACGGUUCACCAACAUGCGGUAAAUGGUAUUCUUGAGGUCCACCAAACGCGACGAGAAAAAGCUUUGCGCUUGUGGAGGUCCUUGCAGGGGGAACUCCUUGCGGGGGACAGCGACGUUGCCGACCACGCAGCGGUCGAUACUCCCGCCAUCCUCCGCUUGGAAGAAGCCCUCGCCGGACCGGACACUACGAUCGAUUCGUUGCAGGCCCUGCGCCGAUUGGUGGCUCCCGGCCUGCUGUGCACGGUGGAUUUGUGGCUCUCGCUGCGACGGGGAGACAGUAAGGAUACCUUUGAGAGUCAACGACCGGCCGUCCUGCCCUUGUCGUUUCUGCAGUGGAUUGCGGGUCGCAAUCUGGACCAGUCCAACUCCCAGUACUGCUUGGGUAGUGACGGCAAGGAUCGGGCAGCGUGCAUUUUAGUGGCGCUUCUGUUUCGAUGGUUGUCCGACCGCUGCUUGGAAUGGCAGGCCGAGAUGGCCGAACAGGAGCUCCUUCAAGCCAUGGACAGCUUUCUAGAGGAACCAGGCGCUACGGGAAAAGCCGGCGUACCUAACAAGAAGAAAUCCAAAAAGAAAAAAGACAAGAAAACGGCGAGUUCGGUGAAAGCUACCACUACUCAAAUUACUCCGAAAGCGACCACCGACUUGGAGGUGGAACAUACGAAUCUCGACACCAAAGAUAUUGUCCUCUCUGAUUUAGACGAGUGCAAAGGAAAAGGCGAAACGGCAGUAUCGUCUACGGAGCCUGAGACCACAAAGGCUGGGGAACCCUUGGAAUCCCAAUCGCCAUUGGAACAGUUAUCUGACUUAGUACAACGGCCUAAAAUACCCGAGCAAAAUGGAAAGAUAACAUUCGCAAGCGGCGUCGCUGACUCCGACGAGUUGGAAGCUAAAGUUAUCAAAGAAGCAAAGAUUUCCAAUGCGCCGAAGAAAAAGGUGAAAACGAACACAAAGAAAAGUAAUCGCUUUGUGCGCGAGAGAGGUAAAUUGGUCGAGGAAGAUCCGAAAGAAGCCCACAAAAAUGGAGAUCGCAGCUCGGAUGAGGCUGAUUCCAUGCUGGCAAAGAAGCACACCGAGAUUCAGCGAACGGCAUCUCUUGGUCCCGAGCAAAAAGCAGCUGGUCACGACGAAAACCCCCGCAUAGAUCAAGCGUGUGUACGCGAUGACUUGGACUUGGACAAAUUGGUUAAUAGUGGCGUGUGGGAUGGUCCGAGGGUGCAGCUGGCGGAAGACUUUUUCGUGGAAAGGCUACUGGCUGUUUUGGACGAAGGAAACUAUACCAUUUUGUAGGAAUGCCGACAGCUACACAAGCAUAGAUCUUAACUGAGUCUAUUUAAGUAUGUAAAGUGUUCAUCC